Molecule: messenger RNA, 522 nt
Organism: Rotaria socialis
Lineage: Eukaryota; Metazoa; Rotifera; Eurotatoria; Philodinida; Philodinidae
Source: the annotation of a GenBank genome assembly
AUGAUAAAUAAAUCAAAAAGUAACGAUAGUAAAAAGAGUCCAUCUGAACAAAAGAAUGUCUGGUUGGCUUCAAUAUUUGUUGGUUUAAUAGCGUUGACUUUAAUUAUGAUCAUGUGUCUGGCACUAUGCAGCAUUGCACUCGGUCGAAUGAACGGUUUGGGAUUAUAUCGUCAUAACGAUCUUAACAAUAGGGAUCGUUUUAUUCUUGAUGGGCAUGAUAAUACAAUUCGCCGUAUGGAUUUAUUAUGGGGUUACAAAGAAAGAAAAAUCUUUAAGAAAAGAGAAGAACUUUGUUUUUCAGAUGAUGAUGAUAAUUGUCCAGCAAUGGCAAUAACACUGGCUGCAUUAUCUAUUAAUAUAAGAAAACUUAUUAUUAUCCGAAUGCUUUUCUUUAAUUCUUUUUUUUCUAUUGAGGAAAAAACAACGGUUCAUAGGAUUAAUUUAGAAGAAAUAAAGCAAUUAGAAUACAAAUUAAAAUUAAGUCGAUUAACAUUGUAUUUAACUCAAGCUCAAGUUGUUUAA